AUGGGAGAUAGCCUCCUAAACAGCUGUGAACUCUAUUCACCGCAGGAGGACAGAUGGUACCCACUGCCUCCGAUGAAAGAACGGAGAUUUUAUGCGGCGGCAGCUUCACUGCCUGACGGUCGUGUGUUUGUGAUUGGUGGCAUUGGUUCGUCUGACGACGAACUCUCCUCUGUGGAGGGCAGCAUUUUCGUGGCUGGGGGUAUCGACGAUAAUGACGAAGGUAUGGACACAAUUGAGGUCUUCACCCCACCUAACAACCCGGAAGAAAUGGGUCAAUGGACAACACUCACUAACAGUACGGUUAACGGGCCUUUUGUUCAACUCGUCGUUUGGCAGGAAAGGCUCUUCUCUUUCUGUAAGUUCACAAUCAUGUCUCCGAAUAUUAGUGCAUUUUGCUGCCUCCGACCUUGCGCUGUUCAUAUUCCCAAAAUGAGCAUUUUGCAGAUUCCCGCUAUCUGCCGGUGGACUGUAGAGUCGAUUGAACGCUGCCCAUUUAUAUGA
Messenger RNA from Dibothriocephalus latus, 501 nucleotides. The record is from the annotation of a GenBank genome assembly. NCBI's taxonomy places the organism in Eukaryota, Metazoa, Platyhelminthes, Cestoda, Diphyllobothriidea, Diphyllobothriidae.